Messenger RNA from Mycena indigotica, 1410 nucleotides. RefSeq names its product Phosphatidylserine synthase 2. NCBI's taxonomy places the organism in Eukaryota, Fungi, Basidiomycota, Agaricomycetes, Agaricales, Mycenaceae. Gene Ontology annotation, molecular function: L-serine-phosphatidylethanolamine phosphatidyltransferase activity. Bases 19 to 1410 code for a protein of 463 amino acids. The transcript is spliced from 4 exons. Gene Ontology annotation, biological process: phosphatidylserine biosynthetic process. The record is from RefSeq and is a predicted model, not a curated record.
CUUUCUCUCUUGUCUCCCAUGUCGGUGCCCCCCGCCACCACGGAAUAUACGUCGCCCGACGAGCCCGACCCGCUGUCGCCCGGCGAGGACGAGCUGUCUGCGGCGCCCGAGGCGGAGCCGCGCCCGGGGAUCGACGGGCCUGUGCGCUGGUACGACGCGGACCGGACGGAGGCGUACACGCGGAUUGUGCCGUUCCAGGAGCGGCACGACACGUCGGUGGAGUUCUUCUACAAGCCGGUGACGCUGAGCGCGCUCGCGGGCGUGCUCGUGGUGCUUGCGUACACGGCGAUGACGCAGGACGUGCUCGAGGAGGGCGGGGACAAGCGGCGCAUGGGCGUGUACGCCGCGGUCUCGUUCUUCCUCGUGUUCUCGACGCUGCAGUUCCGGGACGGCCCGUUCAUCCGGCCGCACCCGGCGUUCUGGCGCGUGCUGCUCGGCGUGAACCUGCUGUACGAGCUCGCGCUGGUGUUCCUGCUGUUCCAGGACCUGCCCACCGCGCGCCGCCUGAUGCUCCUCCUCGACCCCGCGCUCAACGUGCCCCUCCCCGAGAAGUCCUACGCCGACGACUGCACCUUGACGCCCAAGACCCUCUGGAACGCCCUCGAUGUGUUCUGUCUGGCACACGCGCUCGGGUGGUUCGGGAAGGCGAUGAUCCUGCGGGACUACUGGUUCUGCUGGAUCCUCAGCAUCGCGUUCGAGCUUGCAGAAUAUUCAUUGCAGCACCAGCUGCCGAACUUCGCGGAGUGCUGGUGGGACCACUGGGUGCUCGACGUGCUCCUCUGCAACUGGGCCGGCGCGCACCUCGGCAUGGCCGUCUGCACCUACCUCGAGGUCAAGCCGUACGAGUGGCGCGGCCUCCGCCAGACGCGCGGCUUAAGGGGCAAGGCGAAGCGCGUGGUGGCGCAGUUCUCGCCGCACGAUUUUACGGCGUUCGAGUGGGGCACGGCAAGGAGCUUCACGCAUUACUUCAGCGUGGUGCUGCUGCUCGCGGUGUUUUUGGCGGCGGAGCUGAGUCCGUUCUACCUCAAGAGCCUGCUGUGGAUGGAGCCCGACCACCCGAUCGUCGUCCUCCGCCUCGCGUUCAUCUUCCUGUGCGCGCUCCCCGCGGUCAGGGAGCUGUACCAGUACGUCAACGACCCGCGGCGCGCGGUGCGCAUGGGCCAGCACGUGUGGCUCCUCCUCGCGACGGUGCUCACCGAGCUGCUCGUGAUCGCCAAGUUCGCGGGCGACCCGCGCAGCGGGAUCCCGCCGCUCCUGGACGCGCCGCGCGCGGUGAAGGCCGGGUGGGCCGCGGGCGGCGCGCUGCUGGUGGUGUACCCCGCGGCAAGGUUCGGGGUGCCCGGGGUGCGGAGGUGGGUGGCGGGGAAGGGGGGGCGGGGGCGGGGGCGGAAGGGGCGGAAGGGGGAGUAG